AUGCAUCUACUAUCAAUAGAUCUGUAUCUUCACCCAUCACCCGGCAUCACCCCACUUGCCCAUCACCCGGCUCUUUCUAUAUCGCUUUCUCUGCCAGAGAGGGCGAAGGGGAGUUGUCGGUCGGAUGCAGGUGCGGCAAACUAUAACUUUAAGCGUGCUGACGUCUUGAAUUUAUAUCGCAUUCUGAGUUCCAUGUCCUGGGAACCUGUUUAUGAUAGUCAGGAGGUUGAAAUUGCUGUAGAGGAAUUUUACAAGAUCCUAUAUAUGUGUUUGGAUGCUAAUGUUCCUGUGGUCAGUCAAUACAAGCACUCAAAAUACCCUCCUUGGUUCUCUCGGGACAUAGUGAGUGAUCUAAAGCUUAACAAUAGGUUGAGUAGGAAGCGGAGCUACUCCAGGUACCACGAUGAGCACUUCAAACUUGUGCGAUCCCGAGUCAAAGCUAAGAUAGCAACAGCCUACUCGAGCUAUGUAAGAUCUGUUGAAGAGAGGGUUGGUUGUGACCUGAGGGAGUUCUGGAAAUAUGUGAACAACAAGCUUUUCUCUCAUCUAAACAAAGAAUUUAUCAAGCAUAUUGAUAGGAUAUACAAGGGUGCUGAUACUGCUAAUGCUUUGGCUGAUCUGUUUUCGUCCAAUGCUUCAGCAAUGGAAGCUGAACCCUUGGUGGACUCUGGGAGGAUUGUCGGACGGACUCCUUGUGAUCCCUUUAGUUUCACCCACAUUUCAAGGGAGGAUGUGGAUGAUGCAAUUAAGUUGCUCAACUCUCGUCCUACUGGAGGCCCUAAUAAGAUACCCGCUUUUGUUGUCAAGGGUUGCUGGGAAUUUUUGUCUGGCCCAUUGCAUUACAUUUUCAAUUUGUGCGUUUGUAAAUCUGAAUUUCCUGGGGUCUGGAAGUGCUCACGGGUGACACCAGUGUUCAAGUCUGGAAACAGGUCUUUUGCGAGUAAUUAUAGACCAAUUGCAAUUUUGAAUGUUUUUGCAAAGAUUUUUGAGAGGAUCCUGUACAAGCAAAUAUUUUCAUAUGUACAACCCUAG
Nilaparvata lugens (brown planthopper) is the source of this 1032-nucleotide messenger RNA. RefSeq lists its product as uncharacterized. The transcript has a single exon. Bases 1 to 1032 code for a protein of 343 amino acids. The record is from RefSeq and is a predicted model, not a curated record. NCBI's taxonomy places the organism in Eukaryota, Metazoa, Arthropoda, Insecta, Hemiptera, Delphacidae.